AUGGUCCCUUCCAACAGCGAUAUUGAGAUGGCACCUACUUCACCUGUCUUGGAACGUACCUCAGAGUCGACUUCUAUCAAGGACAAGGACACUACAAUGCGACCGGAGGAGGAGCAGCAGCAGAAGCAGCAGCAGCAGCAGGACGAGAUAGAUAAGGAUGACAACAUGGCAACCAAGGACUCGCUUCAGACUGAGGAGGAUGCUUCAUUGUCGGCUGCAGAGGACAAGAAGGAGCCACUAAAGACCGAAGGCGAUAGUCAUGACACACUCAAGAUGGACACGGACGAUGGAACUGACGCCGACACAAGCAACCACGCCACAUCUUUGACCAACGGAAUAUACACUGCUGGGCAGUAUCCUGUAGAGAAAACCGCCGAAAAGAAGCCUAGGAAACAUGCCGAGCGGGAAUCAAAGCGUGGACAAAAGUCAUCCAAGGCCAAUGGGCACCAUCCAGUCGAGGAGGAUGAGCACGAGAUGGAACAUCAAGCGCAGCACCACCCUUCGGAUGAAAAGUACAGGCGCUUGAAGCGGAAACUCAAGGAAGUUUUAGAGGAAAAUGAGCGACUGGGCAUUGAGCUGGAUCGAUCGAACCGGAGAGCAAGGAACUUGCGCAGGGAGAAAAACAUUCUACUGGACAAGAUUUGUACUUAUGAACGGGAAUCAGACUCGAGUCCCGAUACUCUUUCGUCCAUGAGCAGUGACAGCGACCUGUCCGACUCUUCAUUGCACAGUCAUUUCCGAUCUCGCCGAGCCACCCCUACAAAAGCUCCUGCGCCGACUACCUCCAACAACAAGCACCUUCGAGUGCCAGCCGCCAAAGAGACCAACUCUUCCUCACCAGUCGCUCACCAUCCUAAAAAGACGGCUGGCAAGGUAGGAGGACGUCGGUCCCCUGCUGUCACAGGCCGCAAGGAUCACAAAGAGCCAGGACCAGCAUCGACACCUUCGACGAUCACCAAUGUUGGGUCCGCGACCCAAAAGCCUAAACGGAUCCAUAACUCUAGCAAGCUGAAGCCCAACUCGAACAAAAUCCGCAAGGUUCAGGUGCUGGAGAAAAAUGAGGAUGGCAGCAUCAAGUUCCCGGUGACGAUUGGUAUUAUCACCAUUAUGAAGAUUGGCCAUGUGGUCUCUGACCGCGAGGCGUUCCACAACGAGCGCUACAUCUGGCCUGUCGGAUACACCAUGUCCCGGUCCUACAACAGUAUGGUCAACCCGAACGAGCAGACUGUGUACACCUGCAGUGUUAUUGACGAUGGCGAAGCUCCAAAGUUCCAAAUCGAUGCAGAGGACCAGCCUAGCAAGCCCAUCAUUGCCGGAACAGCGACGGGAGCAUGGACACAUGUUGUCAAGACUGCCAACGCUAUUAGGAAACGAGACCAUUCGAACUCUGCUUCGGGACCGGACUACUUUGGAUUCUCCAACGCGACGAUUGCCAAGAUGAUCCAGGACCUGCCACACGCUGACGAGUGCAAAUCGUAUGUCAUGCAGCGUUUCGAGGAACCCUCUGUCAAGCCACCCAGCACCACCCCCGAGAAGCGCAAGAGUUCCAACAUGGGAUCGUCCAAGGGUGGCAAGGGAGGUGAGGGAGGUGAGGGUGAGCAGGGUGACAACGAGGAGGAUGAGGAGGAAGAGGAAGAAGAUGAGUAUACCUCGUUGGGAACACCAAAGAAAAAGAAGGCCAAGCGUGCGGCGUCACCCAAGGUUCUUCAGGCAGGAACUGAAGCAAACAAUGCCGACAAGUCUCGAGCAGCGAGUGAUGAUGAGAUGCAAGAACGUCAUGAGCCUGAGGAGGCUGAAGCUGAUGCCGAAGCUGAUGCCGAGGCUGAGGAGGAGGAGGAAGGUGACGAGGAAGAAGACGGAGAUGAUGACGAGCAGGAAGAGGUUGAUGUGUUGGAUGGUGAUGAGACCUUGUCGGAAAAGGAUACGGCUGAUGAAGACGUUGAUAUUGACGAUGACGACGAGGACGAGGAUGACGACGAUUCUGCCGUGGCUCCCUCAGCUUCGACUGCGACCAACCCCCCCAUUGUGAUCACCACCGCUGAGGAGGCCAGUGAGAGCGAAGACGCUGUCAAGGCUGACAUCACCGAGAACGCCACUAGCAUAGCGCCUUGA
Messenger RNA from Linnemannia hyalina, 2112 nucleotides. Lineage: Eukaryota; Fungi; Mortierellomycota; Mortierellomycetes; Mortierellales; Mortierellaceae. The record is from the annotation of a GenBank genome assembly.